This is a messenger RNA of Aspergillus pseudotamarii, 740 nucleotides long. RefSeq lists its product as uncharacterized. The transcript has a single exon. NCBI's taxonomy places the organism in Eukaryota, Fungi, Ascomycota, Eurotiomycetes, Eurotiales, Aspergillaceae. The record is from RefSeq and is a predicted model, not a curated record. The coding region runs from base 39 to 254 and encodes 71 amino acids.
CUUUUACCCGUCAUCCCCGAUAUCGCGUUGUCUUUCCCAUGGAUGGCAUUUCGCCAAAUCCUUGCGAUCGGGUGCCGUAUGUGUUGAUGAUGCAUGUCGGUUUAUCUGUCAGUAUGUGCAUGUGGUGGUCAAUGGCAAGGGCAGGUGAUCUUCAAGGCUGCAGCUCCGGAAUGAACAGGGCCUUCUCAAUGGCGGAGAGCGGAUAUGUGUGUAUGCAUCUCCAUUAUGCAGGUAUAUUUACAUACGAUGAGUAGUACUUAGCACCCUGACAAGAUCCAUCGGUCUGCAUGUCUCCGAGGAGGUCGGACGUCCACUAGCGUCACUGCCCAGGAAUGUCCUAAAUCAAGGAAUACGUGUCUCCCUGCAGGUCUAGUUUGUAAAUGAUGUCGCGAUACAUAUCCGACUCACCUGGUUAAAUUCUCAAUCUUCUUCGAUUGUACAUCAUACUGGAAGGGUAUUUUUUCGCUCUUCUUCCCUGAUCUCGGGAUCCCCCUAACUUAAGGUGGGGUUCACUCUGAUCUAAUACAUGUUCCAUUGAUAAGGGAUACGGGCUGGUAGGAAAUAUUACCACUCUUGGAAAUGCUGUCUUGCUGUUUGCGACAGUGGUGGGCCAAUUUCUGGUUAGGACCAAAGUAAUUGGCAGUAUAUGGGGCCUGACGUGCGAUACAUUUUACCCUCAAUUUUAGUCACCGCACCCUAAAGUAAGUCAGUGUCCUAUCAGUUCUCCACCCCCCCCCCCC